Molecule: messenger RNA, 2474 nt
Organism: Hevea brasiliensis (rubber tree)
Lineage: Eukaryota; Viridiplantae; Streptophyta; Magnoliopsida; Malpighiales; Euphorbiaceae
Product: zinc finger CCCH domain-containing protein 34
Exons: 7
Coding region: 348-1793 (481 amino acids)
Molecular function (GO): metal ion binding; mRNA binding
Source: RefSeq, a predicted model, not a curated record
AUAUAGACCACCAACGCACGAGGAGGAAGAAAGAUCAAAAAGCCAUCGUUUUGAAAGCUGAGAGAGCGAGAGAGAAAGUAGAGAGAGAAACGCAAAAACAAGAAAACCAAACACUGUGUGUGAGCGAGUCUCUGUGUGUGAGAGUGAAAGAAGAAAAAGAACAAAAAAAAAAAAAAAACCCAAACCAAAAUCCAAAAAACAGAAACGCUUUCUACAGUUUAUCACACUAGUUCUCUAUCUCUAUCUCUUUCUACAAGCGCACCCCAUUUGAUCGGAGUCUCAUUCUGUUAAUUGUCCGAAAGCCGGUACAAUUUCCUCCGUUCCCGUCCGGUUCCGUGGUUUUCGGGAUGGACCGGUACGGUCGGACCCAGGAAGGCUCGCAGUCCGAUCCGUCACCGGAAUGGACGGCUCCGGGACCUGAAACUGGGUUUGAAGAGGGUGUUUGGCAGCUGGGAUUAGGGGAAAGGGAAUCCGGGUACCCGGAGAGACCUAACGAGGCGGAUUGUAUCUAUUACUUGAGGACCGGAUUUUGCGGGUACGGGGCUAGGUGUCGGUUCAAUCACCCGCGUGACCGUGGCGCGGUAAUAGGAGCUACAAGAGCUGGCGCUGGGGAGUUCCCUGAGCGAGUGGGCCAGCCCGUGUGCCAGUAUUACAUGCGGACAGGGAUGUGCAAGUUUGGUGCUUCCUGCAAGUACCACCAUCCUAAACAGGGAGGUGGUUCUGUUAGCCCGGUGUCACUAAAUUAUUAUGGGUACCCAUUACGUCAGGGUGAAAGGGAGUGUACAUACUACGUAAAAACUGGGCAUUGUAAAUUUGGUGCAACAUGUAAAUUCCAUCACCCACAGCCAGCUAACCUACAAAUCCCAGCGCAGUCAGUGGCUCCUCAAGUUGCACCUUUGCCUUCUCCUGUAGCAGCUUCUACAUUAUAUCCUACAGUGCAGUCUCCAUCUGUUCCUUCCACUCAACAGUAUGGAAUAGUAGUUGCGAGGCCUUCUCUUCUGCCUGGCUCAUAUGUACAAGGUCCUUAUGGUCCAAUGGUGCUUUCCCCAGGUGUAGUUUCCUAUCCAAGUUGGAGUUCCUACCCGGCACCUGUAAGUCCAGUUGCAUCUCAUAGUACUCAGCCAGGAGUUGUAUCAGGUUCUGUGUAUGGGAUAACACAGCUGUCUCCUUCAGCAUCCGCUUAUACUGGAAUUUAUCAACCCAUCUCUACUUCAAUUGGUCCGUCAAGCAGCAGCCAGAAGGAACGCUCGUUUCCAGAAAGACCUGGCCAACCAGAAUGCCAGUAUUACAUGAAAACUGGUGAUUGUAAAUUUGGAUCAUCAUGUAGAUAUCAUCAUCCACCAGAAUUGAUUGCACCAAAAACAACUGUUCUUCUUAGCCCCAUUGGUCUUCCUUUGCGUCCGGGUGCACCAACUUGUACCCACUAUACACAACGAGGACAAUGCAAGUUUGGACCUGCAUGCAAAUUUGACCAUCCAAUGGGAACAUUGAGUUACAGUCCAUCUGCAUCUUCUCUCGCUGAUAUGCCUGUUGCACCUUACGCUGUGGGCUCUUCAAUCGGUACUCUAGCACCAUCAUCGUCAUCUUCAGAAUUGCGACCUGAACUUCUUUCAGGGUCAAGCAAGGACUCCAGCUCAACCAGAAUGUCUUCAUCAUCAAGCACAUCUAGUGUAUUGGUGGGUUCGACCUUUUCAAAGAGUGGGCCUGUUCCUUAUUCAAGUGUGCAACAGUCUAGCCAGAGCUCUGGCCAUUCAACAGGGAGCAGCAGCAAAGAGGCCCAUACCUCAAGCUAAGCAAAAUAUCAAACAACUUUUUUGAUCAAAUUCAUAUCUUUUCCCCCUUCUUUUUUCUUUUUCAAUCCCUCAAAUAGGAGGCUUCAUUUCUUGGCCACAAUGGUUCCACAAUUAAAGCCUAGAACACGUGAGGUCUGAUAAUUGUGUUCAUACAAUCUUACAGCCAUCUCUUUUGUCUUGAAUAAGCUAUGGUCAACCCUCAAAAUGUUCAGCAAAACCCCACAUAGCCUUCUGCUUUUCUUUCGAAUAACCAACAAGAUCUGCACUUCCCUUAGGCAAAUCUCUAUCCAUGUCUCCAAUUUUUUGGAGUUUGUUGUGUUUAUUUAUGCUGCAAUCCUUUUCAAAAAUGAAAAUGAUCAGUUCCUAUAGCAUUCUUCUUUUUACAUCAGCUGUGUCUUCACGUCAAUCAUUUUACAGUUUUCUUUAUAUUUGGGAACAGGCUUUCCAAUUUGUCCAGAUAGGAAUUUGAAGGUUUCCUGGUUCCCCCACUUUUUGUCUGGGGUUUAUUAUGAAAAAGAGAAGUAAUCACAGAGACUCAAAAGGAGGCAUCCAAAUGCUACCUUACAUGUGAUUAGGUACAUAAUUAUGUUGUGACAAUUGAAAUGCUCGACACUGUUAUUGAUAAAUUUAUUAUGAAAUACGUAUAUAUGAAGAAUCACUCUUGAUUCUGUAAUUAUCAUA